Dichomitus squalens LYAD-421 SS1 is the source of this 372-nucleotide messenger RNA. RefSeq lists its product as uncharacterized. The record is from RefSeq and is a predicted model, not a curated record. Lineage: Eukaryota; Fungi; Basidiomycota; Agaricomycetes; Polyporales; Polyporaceae. The coding region runs from base 1 to 372 and encodes 123 amino acids. The transcript is spliced from 2 exons.
AUGUCCUUAAGAAUGGAGUUCAGACCCGCGACUCUGCUACCAGCCGAGCAGCCGAAUAUCACUACACUCUGUACCGCCGCUUGGAAGAAGUACUCAGACCUCAAGAGCUCAACCGAGGCAAUCGUCUACUCCUCUAGCGGUCGAUGGUGGCACUUCAACGACAAUGACACGAAGGACCAUAUUACCGUCCGGUACAACCGCAGGAUUGGUGGCAACAGAGUUCAUAUCUAUCGGGACGGGUCCGUGAACCUGAAUCCUCAGAAGUCUACGCGCUCGAGGACUGCCAGGGCUGCCGAUGAAGAGGGUUACGAUACCGUGUCGGAGAUCUCAGGAGAAGAAUUCGAGGAGGAAGGAGAACCGACGGGAAACUAG